UAGAAAUUGAUCAGUUUCAGGAAUUCAGAUUAGUUAAAUAAUCCAUAAAAGAUAUGAAUGAAGACAUUUUAUUCUAAAAGAUAAAAGUGUGUCGCUGCGUCUGGAAGAAUUUAAGAAAAUUUAUCAUUGGACAGCAUGAACGCGCUUGUUUAAGUUUCUUUGAGCGGUAAACAUACAACGGUGGAUUUUCUCGCUUAGGAUUUGAUCAUCGAUUCUGCUUGUUAUUCAUUUACUGUAUUUACUUGUCGAUUCAACCAUCUGUUUCUCUGGAUACUGUUUCGUUGAAGUAUUUAUUCCUGAGCUUCCUGCUUAUAAUGUCUGGUCAGUCACAACGUGGAAAAAUAAAGUCGAUGAGGUAAGUUCGUUUAUUUCAGCUACAAUGUGGUACAGAACACGAAAUCAGCGUAUGCCGAUUCCUGCAAAUGCUUCGCGUGCGGCACAUACACAGGUAUUGUUGAAUAAACCAAUGUGGAUUCCUUAGAAUUCUGACGAAAGUUUGGGGAUAUACGCUAAUCCCGGACUCACCUACAUCCUUGGACGUCACGUUAUAGUAAGCAUGGCUUUUAACAUUUACAUAUGUGUAGGGAAACGUAGGAGAGAUUAUAACUACAGAAAAUGAUCGUGUUAUUGGUGUCAUAAAAGCUAUUUCUCCUUCGGUAUGUCUGUUUACUCAGAGUAAUUUUUCAGGCUGAUUUGGGAUUGACGUAUGCUCAAGUUGCACAGAAAAAUGACAAAGGAACUCGUAGGAAUGUAACAGACAAAACUGUUUUGUGGUCUGAAAUUAAAAUGAUUCGAAUUCGCAAUAUAAAUAAGUCGGACUGCUUAGUUAGUAAGUGGAAUCUAUGAUUAUAUACCCCAUUCAGAUGAUAUAAAAACUGACAGCGAAAUCGCAAAAGAUUGUGCCGCUGGCAACGUUGUAGCAGAUAAAGAAUUGGUCCCUUUCUUCGCUUCAUCAGAUGGGGUCAAGGACUUUCUGCUUGAUCAAGGGAGUUUCUCAGCAGUAGAAAUGUUUGAAACGAAUGAGAAGAUGUUCUCCGUAUCUUCUACCUACAACCCGGAUUUACGAGAAUAUACGUAAGUUAUAGUUUCAACUAAUCCUAUUUGUUAGGACACCUGUCGACCGUUCUGCUCCCAACUUCUCAGAAACUGAAGCGCGCUGCGCAAAAUUGGCACAAGAUAUAACGGAAAAUUCCUCAGGAAUGGGAUUAAUGGAUGAUGAAGGCGAUAUCUGUAUGGAAAACGAAGAGGAGAAGUAUAGUGCAGUUGUUCGUCCCAGUACAACUCAGAAUGCGGCACGUAGUAUAAAGAAUAAUCAUCGUAUGAAUUCAGCGUCUCAGCCUGAGUCUACUGUUAAUAUCAGUACCCAGCUGUCUCAGGUGUGUAUUCAGUCAAAUAAGCCUAGUAAUACUGAGGCUGUACGAGUAAGUAUUUCUGUUGGAGAGGCGUUAAAGUCAGAUGGUAACCCUCAAAUUAAUGGUGUAUCCAAAGUAUGCAUUCAAAGUGAAAAAGAUAAAACUAAACAGAUCCAUGAUCAACCGACGGAAGUAUCAACUCCUGUAUGUGUGUGCACAACAGCAUCAUGUGUGAAAAGCAGUACAUCAGAUGCACCUGUGACAUCCAGUACCAAAGUUAGUACGACAGAGGAGCGAGUAAAAAAGUCAACUCUAGAUCCAAAUGCUCCAGAGUUUCAGCCAAUGGGAUUGUCUUAUACCUCACAUUCGGUGGCUAAUAUGGCUCAAACACUCCAAUCAGGUUUACCACCAUUUUCUGCUCAAAGCAUACAAAUUCCACAGCAUUAUGUAUCCACUAUGAAUGUUAUCUCUCAAGCUCCUCCACUACCUGGGCAGACAGCAUUUAUUGCUGCAGGUCAGCACAUGUACGCACCUUUCCAAUAUACGCAUCAGGCACAGGUGCAGCAGAUGUUACCUCCAGUUUGCUCCAGUGGUCCAGGCACAAAUCAACAAAUUAGGGGGAGUUCAUUGCCGCCGUCUAUGAAUCAACAAAGUUACACUAAUCAUGGUCACAAUAUGUUGCCUCAAAUGGGGCAGGGUGUUUCUCUGGGACAGAUUAUUACAUCUCCUCAAGUUAUAAGUGGUCAUAAUUCUGCAGGUCGCCUUUCCGUAUGUCCUUCGUCUUCCGUUAGUUUGACUCGUCAGCGUUCAAAUGAUUCUCCGUCUUCAGUAACUCACUGCACGUCAUACGCUAUCCAGCAGCCAACAAUGUCUAUACCUGCGUUCCAGUCACAAGCAGUCUACCAGUUACCUCAACCGAAUGGUGCAUUUUUUGUGUCAAGUCAUCCCCAAAUGGGAGUACAUAUCCUAUCGGGAUUACCUACCGCUGUCAGUUCUGGUCUGAUGGUUGGUGGUGUUCAUGUCUCACAAGCUUCUAACCAGCAAGUAUGUCCAACUCACACAUUGAUGCAGAUGCAGCCUGCACACCUACAAGUCCCUGUCGGACAGUCAGAUCAAGGCACUACUCCAUCAACUACGCCUCAGCAAACUUCGCAAUCUCAACAACUAUUUCCUCAGCAGUUCCAAGAACACUCUCACCCUAUCCAAAUACCUGCAUACGCGAAUGUCCCUGCUCAGUAUCAGCAUAACUUGGUGUUCGCCCCACAACAGAACCCACCUGCUUUCUAUCCCACAGCACCUGCAAUGGUAGCAGGUCCGGGAACAGUAAGUCAUGUUACUGGUCUAUCCCCAAUUGUCGGUCAACACAAUCAUUCUUUGAAUGCUAGCAUUCCACACCAAUCAAACCAAACAGAUCCUGCAUUAAUGACUUCCCAACAAAUACAACAGUCACAUAUGAUACCCCAACCAAAUUGCCAGCCCCAGCAGUUUAUGCAGCACUAUCCAGCAGUUGCUCAAGCUCAGCUACUCCAAGCGCAACAACUCUCAGCUGCUCAACACAUGGGCAAUCAACAUCUCCCUAACAACUACCCGUACCAUGCUUUGAUUGCUGCUAUGGCAGCGGGAGGUGCAGCAGCUGCUCAGACUCACUAGGUAUAAUUGGGUUAUUUGUUAGGAUGCUGGUGCCGAUAUAUUUAUCUCCGUGUUCCGACAAAUUUGAAUCUACCCAAUGCCUUUCAUUUCCGAAUGCAAAUCGAAUGAUACUUCCUGAUGUUUUAGACCAUAUUCAGUUUGAUCUUUGAAAACAGUAUAGGUGUUAUCGAUUAUUAUAAUCCUUCCUAUUUGCCUAUUUCUGCAGAUCAACAUCUUUAGAGUUAAUGUAUGAAGUAUGGAACUGCAAGAAGCAUCGUCAGUUUUUCUGUUCAAUUCUUGUAAAGAUUGCUUGUGUGCACCAUUUAGUGAAUAUAUUCCAAUAUACUGAGCAAGUCCUAUAUUUUUUGAUGAAAUAUUUGUUUUCAAAGUUUAUUGUAUGUGGAGUGGAAUUACGGUAAGCGUGUCAAGUGCUGUAAGAUGAUAUUUAGGUUUGCACAUUGUUAAUGAGGUACCAAGUAGUUCACACACCCUCUGUGUAGAAACCAUAUCGUUUUUGUAAGGUAAUGUCAGUGUAAAUAUUUUUCCAGGUUGUUUUCUUAACGUUAAAUGCGAUUGAUUGUUGCAGUAUUUAACAUCUAAAAAUGAUUUUCCCAUCUCCAUAUAUGAAUUCGGUAGAAUUUUGUGACAUGGACAUCCUAAAUAUAUUGUGCAAACUAGCUGCAGAAAUAGGUUUGGACAAAUCUACUUACUGUAUGUACAUAUAUUAGUGGCUGAAAGAUUUUUUCAGUUGGGUAGUCAGUGCCAUAUAAGUCCCGUAGAAUUUACUGCAAAAUACACUAAUUUAAGUGGAUGGUAAGUUUCUCCCAAUUUUGUGGCUUCUGCAGUCCACUCAUAAAUACCUUAUAG
This is a messenger RNA of Trichobilharzia szidati, 3848 nucleotides long. The record is from the annotation of a GenBank genome assembly. NCBI's taxonomy places the organism in Eukaryota, Metazoa, Platyhelminthes, Trematoda, Strigeidida, Schistosomatidae.